Messenger RNA from Balaenoptera musculus (blue whale), 1822 nucleotides. It is a transcript of the gene TNFAIP8L3, whose product is annotated as TNF alpha induced protein 8 like 3. The transcript has 2 exons. Gene Ontology annotation, cellular component: cytoplasm. Bases 144 to 758 code for a protein of 204 amino acids. The record is from RefSeq and is a predicted model, not a curated record. Lineage: Eukaryota; Metazoa; Chordata; Mammalia; Artiodactyla; Balaenopteridae. Gene Ontology annotation, biological process: regulation of apoptotic process.
GCUAGCCUCUGCCGAGCGGCCCCCUGGCCGCGGCCGCCGCGCACUGCCCGGCCAGAGUGCGACGCGGCAGCCCGAGUCCGGACGCCGGCCGGUCCCGUGCGCUCCGCGGACGGGCGGGCGGCUGUGGACGCCCGGCCGGCAGCAUGGAUUCGGAUUCCGGCGAGCAGAGCGAGGGCGAGCCCGGGACCGCCGCAGGUCCUGAUGUUUUUAGUUCAAAGAACCUUGCCCUUCAAGCCCAGAAGAAGAUUUUGAGCAAAAUAGCCAGUAAAACUGUGGCCAACAUGCUGAUUGAUGACACCAGCAGCGAGAUCUUUGAUGAGCUCUACAAAGUCACCAAAGAGCACACACACAACAAGAAGGAAGCCCACAAGAUCAUGAAAGACUUAAUCAAGGUGGCGAUCAAAAUUGGGAUCCUCUACCGGAACAACCAGUUCAGCCAGGAGGAAGUUGUUAUUGUGGAGAAGCUCAGGAAGAAACUGAACCAGACCGCCAUGACAAUCGUCAGCUUCUAUGAGGUAGAAUACACCUUCGAUAGAAAUGUGCUCUCCAAGCUCCUACAUGAGUGCAAGGACCUGGUGCAUGAACUGGUACAGCGACACCUGACACCCAGGACCCACGGGCGCAUCAACCAUGUCUUCAACCACUUUGCCGAUAUGGAGUUCCUCUCCACCCUUUAUAGCCUGGAUGGAGACUGUAGGCCCAACCUCAAGAGGAUUUGUGAGGGAAUCAAUAAAUUGCUAGAUGAGAAAGUCCUCUGAAUGCCUUCCCUCCUCCUGGACUUGGCUGCGUUCAUGUUACAGCACCCAGCGUGUUCCAGGUGAGAAUCAGGAAAACAAGAAGAAACCCUUGUCAAAGAUGCCCAUGUUCUGUCCUGUUCAUCCCUCUGAUGUUGAUGCUAGAUUGAGCUCAGGUGUGUUUAUCACCUAAGCUCUCUGCUGAGGUCUGUACUUCAGUCUCCUUUGUUUGCAAGCCCAAAGGACAUCUCAUCUAUUCUAAGCAGAAAAGCUGCUCUGCUCAUCUAGGUGGGCCCAGUUCAUCUUGUGGAGUGGAAGGAGCCCUGGACCAGGGGUCAGAGGACAUGGGUUUGGUUCCCAGCUCCAUCAGUUACAAUUUUGUCCUCUGGAUCCUGGAACCAUCAUGCCCACCUGCCUACCUCCCAGGGCUGCUGUGAGGAUCAAAUGAGAUUAUGUUCAUGCUUUUAAAAACUCUAAUAAAAGGUCUUACUAGUUUCUCUUUGGCAUGUGGCAGGGAUCAACCUGGAUCUAGACUAUUAAGCAGCAGAGAAAAGAACAAUAGUUUCUAAUGGGCUGGGUUUGCAAUUUGUCUCUAGAUGUGCUGUUUCAAACAAAAUAAAAAUGAAUCCAAAGGUGUGAAAAAGUAUACCUGCAAAUUGGAAAAAUGUUUUUCAAGAGCUGUGUUUUUUAGGUCUUAGAUGUGCAGGUUUAUGGUCCUGCAGAGGGAAACCUUCUGGGGGCGGAGGGGGAGAGUGGAGAGAGAGUUUCCCACCCAUCAUGCAGAAGCAGAGAAGAACUGUGCUCCCCCUGCCCCUGCAGGACUGGCCUCUCCCCAUCUGAGGGGCACCAUCCGGGAGGCACGGGGAAGGUUUAUGCUGGCAUGCGCAGGAGAGCUGGGCAGAAUGAAGCCCUAUCCGUCUUUCUUGGUCUUUCACAGUCAUUCUGUGCUGUUUUCUCUGGUUUGUUAAUAAAUUGAAAUUACCCUUCAAAUAAGAGGUUUUGGAGUUGUGAUUCAAAAAUCAAAUUCCUUGGAGUUAGAUACAGUGUUAGGAAUAAUGGGAUUAAAAGGAAGAAGACAAUGAAGAGUA